CGAGACCAACAACCACUUGAACAAGCCACCUCUUCAAGGCACCAGGCAUUCCGCAGGUGCAUACUUCAAGAUGCAGUCGGGAAUCUCCGUCUCCUCGGAGCUCCAAAAUGCCUUUAACCGGUUCACCUCCGACUCGUCGCUCUUCUGCCUCCCCGUGACAAUCACAAACGAGAGCCUGGCCCCUUUGUCCCCUAUUCCCUUCUCCGCCCCCAAUGCCUUCUACCCCUCUCUUUCACAAUUGUCCUCCGUCCUCGAACCCAAAACACCCAUUUACCUGCUCCUGCGCCGUCCCGAGGCCGGCUCCUCCUCCCUCAUCGCCCUAACCUACAUCCCCUCCAACGCCGGCGUGCGGGCCAAGACCCUCUUCGCCUCAACCCGGGCGACGCUGGCGCGAGAGCUCGGUACGGAGAAGUUCGCGUCGACGAUCUUCGCCACGGAGGAGGACGAGGUCGUGGGCGAGAGUGCCUGGAAGGAGCGCGAUGCGGAGAAGAACGGAUCGGGCUCGGGGGUUCAGCGUGAGGAGCUCAUGGGGGAGAAGGAGCGGGAGUUGGAGGCGGUGCGGAGAGCGGAAGAGGAGGCGAGGAACGGGACGCCGAGCAGGGAUAUUGGAAUCGGAGGCUCCUUUGCUCGAGGAAAUGGAGGAUCUAGUCCCUUUGGAUCUGGAAACCGGGCAUUGCAGAUGCCGGUCGACGAGGAUGCUAAGGAGGCGCUGAAGUCGCUGCAGCAGGGCGGGCUGGUGCAAUUGGUCAUUGACAUUCCCAAGGAGACCUUCAGACUGGGUGGCGCGGGAUCCGGCAUCGACCCCAACGCCGUCCAGGAACAGAUCUCCACCUCUUCGCCACGAUAUACAUUCUACCACUAUCCCGACUCCGAGGCAGUGGUCUUCAUCUAUACCUGCCCGUCCGGCUCGUCGAUCAAGGAGCGCAUGCUAUACGCCAGUUCUCGAUUGUACGCCCUUCAAGUCGCCGAGGACCAGGGCUUGAAGAUUUCCAAGAAGAUCGAAGCGUCUUCGGCGGAUGAGGUUUCGGGCGACAGGCUGCACGAGGAGGUCAACCCUCCCCAGAAUAACGGGCCCCAGCGAGGAUUCGCGAGACCGAAACGACCCGGCCGGUAA
This is a messenger RNA of Aspergillus steynii IBT 23096, 1114 nucleotides long. RefSeq names its product twinfilin. The transcript is spliced from 4 exons. The record is from RefSeq and is a predicted model, not a curated record. Gene Ontology annotation, cellular component: actin filament; cytoplasm. Gene Ontology annotation, biological process: barbed-end actin filament capping; actin filament depolymerization. The coding region runs from base 71 to 1114 and encodes 347 amino acids. Gene Ontology annotation, molecular function: actin filament binding; actin monomer binding. Lineage: Eukaryota; Fungi; Ascomycota; Eurotiomycetes; Eurotiales; Aspergillaceae.